UUCAGAAACUAUUUCACCAUUCAAUUUUGUUUUCAUGAAUCGUGCUGAUUUGAACUCAACAAGUAUCCCUCUUUUACGAAUUCAAAACAUAACACGAAAAACCAACCGUUUUGCGCAAUGGAAGAAUCUCAUCAAUCCAUGCUUGAUUUUAAUUGCAAUUUUAGUUAUAUCAGCACCAGUUGCAUUUUCAUUAUCAGAGUUAAUAAUGGUGGCUCGUCAUAAAAGUGAAACAGUUUCAAAUUUGAUUAACAUGCUUAUUCCAUCAUCGCAAACAUCAAGAACUACGAUGAAAACAAAUAAUUCACCUACAACAAAACUUGUUCAAAAAAGCAAUGAAAAAGUUUCUCCUCCUGCUGCAUCGUGUGGAAAGCGAAUUGUUGGAUAUUUUGCAGAAUUCGAAAACUCUCCUCUAUCAAAAAAACAACUGCAAAUGUUAACACACAUUAUUUACCUGUUUGCUAUUCCAAAAAAUGGAAGUUUAACUUUUCGCGAUGAAAGUUCUCGCCGAAAAUUUGUGGCGAUGAAAAAUGAAGCAAGGAAGGAAAGCAGUACUUUAAAAGUAAUGAUCAGCAUAGGCGGACAGUAUAGCUCUGGUGAAUUUUCGGGAUUGGUGUCCAAGGAAACGUCACGAAAUUUGUUUACCAACUCCAUUGUCUCCUUUGUUCAAAAUUACGAUAUAGAUGGAGUCGAUAUAUUUUGGACAUGGCCAAAAUACAGCGAUGAGAACAACUAUUUAAUGUUUAUUCGAGAACUUCGAUACGCAUUCACGGAACUCCAAAAGAAAUUGAAUAGAAAAGAAACUUUUGUGAUUAGUUUAGUGAUCUCCAGGAAUGUCAACCAUUUAUCUAAUUUGGUGGAAUUCUCAAAUUUUGUCGACUUUUUAAACAUUUACCUGUUUAAUAGUUUUUUAAAUCAAAUUGGACCAGACUCACCAUUGUACGGAGGAGGAAGCAGAAUCGUCGAUGAGAAUAUGAAGUAUUACAUUUGUAAAUCUGGACAGCCAAGUAAAUUCAAUAUAAUUGUCUCGUUCCACGCAACAUAUUGGAACGGCGCCGAAUUACCAUUACGUGAUGAUUCUGAUGAUAUAUGGAAAGAUAACAACUCUGGAAGAUUACCAAUUGCUUUACCUCGGAGGCAACUACGUCAAUACAACUGGAACCUGACCGACAUUAAAUUUCAUAAUCUAACGAAAACUUCAUAUAUUUGGAUUCCUGGUCCACCUACCCGGUUUAUGACAUUAGAAGAGGAAAGAAGUUUGAGAGAAAAAAAUCGAUAUGUUGCUGAUCAUAAUAUUGGAGGAAUAACCAUGUGGACAAUUGAUCAGGAUGAUGAUGAUCACACUCUUUUGAAAGUUGUAUCUUCUGCUGAAUUAUGCACUGGAGAUGAGAAGAAUACGAUAAAAUACAAGUGUGAAUGAGUGAAUGUAAUUAUUUCAAAUUCAUUUUUCUGUUGUUCCCGUUCAAAAUGAAUGUCUCAAUAACUUGAAAAUUGGAUAAAUCAUUAAUAUAUA
Messenger RNA from Caenorhabditis elegans, 1510 nucleotides. It is a transcript of the gene chil-6, whose product is annotated as GH18 domain-containing protein. Lineage: Eukaryota; Metazoa; Nematoda; Chromadorea; Rhabditida; Rhabditidae. The record is from RefSeq and is marked reviewed. Gene Ontology annotation, molecular function: chitin binding. Gene Ontology annotation, biological process: carbohydrate metabolic process. The transcript is spliced from 4 exons. The coding region runs from base 35 to 1417 and encodes 460 amino acids.